Nasonia vitripennis (jewel wasp) is the source of this 5318-nucleotide messenger RNA. Its product is annotated as membrane-associated guanylate kinase, WW and PDZ domain-containing protein 1. Gene Ontology annotation, cellular component: cytoplasm. Gene Ontology annotation, biological process: signal transduction. The record is from RefSeq and is a predicted model, not a curated record. Gene Ontology annotation, molecular function: protein binding. The transcript is spliced from 16 exons. NCBI's taxonomy places the organism in Eukaryota, Metazoa, Arthropoda, Insecta, Hymenoptera, Pteromalidae. The coding region runs from base 506 to 4069 and encodes 1187 amino acids.
CCGCUCGCGUAUAACCGCGUAUAGCGUGUCAGUUUUCUUCAGCUGCGCGCGCGCGCGAGUGGAAAGGAAACGCGGCGGUGGUGCGCGGCGGAGGGAAAAAAAGCCGUACACACGUCGCUCUCCGCCACAGCGGCGUUCGUUCUCUCCCUACUACUUACUCACUCCGUAGCGGUAGCAUACCUACGAGAAGCACACAUACGUGCGUACGCCAGCAGCAGUCCCUUUAUCGCUGGCGGGCCGAGACGAUGACUGGUGCCACCUUAGCGUGAUUCACUGCCUCGGCAUCCUGGCUUCUCUCGCUUCUCAGUGCGUUUAACCUCAACGGACUCUCCACUUCAGUGCAUCUCGCUCUGUCCCUCAGUCAGUGCUCUUGUGUAUACGUGUGUGUUUGUGUGCAUAGUGCGCCGACCUCGGCUCCGGGGAGAGGCCAGACGGGAAGAUGCGGCCCCAGUCGGCCGGACCACCGAUGGAUACCCCAAACGAGGCAUCAGACGGAAGAUGAAAAAUGAGUCGAGGGUUCGAUAGUAUGGCCUCCAACACCGACAAUUCAGCAUCGAUGGACGACCCUAACGAUGCAGACAGCAUGAGCAAAGAGAUCCUGGGCACGCUGGACGGCUCCGACCAGCCGAGCCCGAACCUUCACCACCACCAGCAACAGCACCGGGUGCCGCCAACGUACGUCUACAGCACGGAGCAGAGCGGCCGCAGCAAUGGCCACUACUACCACCACGAGGACGACGAGGACUCGGGCGGUGGUCAGAUGGAUCACCACCACCUCGGCCACCGGCCCGGCGGUCACCAUCAUCGACAGCAGGCCACAGAGGACCAGCUCGGCCCGCUGCCCGUCAACUGGGAGAAAGCCUACACCGAUUCCGGAGAGGUUUACUUCAUCGACCACAACACGGGCACGUCCCACUGGCUGGACCCUCGGCUCUCCAAGUUCCAGAAGCGCUCGCUCGAGGAGUGCCUCGACGACGAGCUGCCAUACGGUUGGGAGAAGAUCGACGACAACAUCUACGGCACCUACUUCAUCGACCACGUGAACAGGCGCACCCAGUACGAGAACCCGGUGCUCCAGGCGAAACGAGCCCAGCAAAGCCUCAACGCGAUGAGUGAGCGGAACAAAAAUCCGCACUUCACGAGGAAUCCGGACGAACUCACGGGCCAGCGGAUAUACACGACCCUGGUGAAGAGCUCGCGAGGCUUGGGAUUCACGAUAGUAGGCGGCGACGACAGCGUCCAGGAGUUUCUGCAGAUCAAGAGCGUCGUGCCCAAUGGACCUGCUUGGUUCGACGGAAAGCUCCGCACGGGUGACGUGCUGGUCUACGUAAACGACACGUGUGUACUGGGUUUUACGCACAACGAAAUGGUCAACGUUUUUAAAUCGAUUGCCAGCGGCGAGACCGUCUCGCUAGAUGUCUGCCGAGGCUAUCCGUUGCCCUUCGAUCCGAACGAUCCCAAUACGGAAGUCGUUACUACUAAUGCCAUCAAUGCACCAGACAUUCUAACGGAAGAACCGAGUUUGUAUAUGGACCUUGAGCGCUCGGGCUUGCGCGGCGGCGAACGCUUUGACUUCCUCGACUCGGCUUCGUUUCUGCCGGUGCACGCAUCCCAACAGAACGGCGAGAACCUUACGACCACCGCCUCCGUGAAUUCAAUGCCAGAUCUCUGUAUCUCGGAAAAGCUUGGAGAAUCUAUUAACGCUAUCAAGAGGCCGAGCAGCACCGACAUAUUGCUCUCCGACAGCCUCGACCAUCCCACACAUUCUCACGACGACACACACUCACCGGUACCGUCAAAGCCUCCGGAGUUCCUGACCAUUCCGAUAGUAAAAGGUAUUACAGGGUUUGGCUUCACGAUAGCGGACUCGGCGCACGGCCAGAAAGUCAAGAAAAUCCUUGAUCGAGAGCGCUGUAAGAACCUCAUGGAAUCCGACAUUCUUGUGAACAUCAACGAAGUCAACGUCCGCAACAUGUGUCAUGCCGAAGUAGUCCAGGUAUUAAAAGACUGUCAACGCGAUCAGGAAGCCUUGAUCUACGUGCAGCGCUCGGCCAGCAAGUCGCAAUCGGCGCUUCAGGACAAGGACUGUCUGGUGAAGGAGCCAAAGGAGAAAGGCCCGCUCGACUUCUUCCGCAGCAAGACGCCCACCGCCGAUAUAUACAGCACACAGACCAAGACCAUUGUACCACAACGACCGAAAACGCCCCUCAUCGACACCCGCAACAAGUCCAGGGCCUCGCCGUUGCCACCUCAGAAGCAACAACAGCAGAUGUCUGUUGUGGAUCAUCAAAAUGAGCUGCAAAACGCAUUAGACAAUAGGUACAAGUAUCCCAAUCAAGACUACGCGCAUGGAAUAUAUGGCUACACGGAGAUGCCCUACAAGCCCAACAUUUCACACAUCAACGACAAUUUUGCCACGAUGAAUCUCUCUGCUCGAAAACGUUAUUAUGUACCAAUUUCUUCUCUGCGUAAUUUUAUUAACGUCAGGACAUGUCAGUUUAUUAAUUAUUCAGACGGCCUGGAGGUAGAGGAAUCUCUGCGAGAUGCGAUGAAGCGCGAGGAGUGGCUCGCAGCCAACAACGACAAGCUCAACUACAGUAGCGAGGUCUACUCGAUCGACAUAGCUCAGCAGCGUCACCCAAAACAAAACGGCGUCGUGAUGCAUCACCAUGGCAUGGCCGAGUACUAUAAGGACAUCUAUGCGGUACAGUCACCGGCGCAUUCACAGUUCGAGGGUGACCAGGGUGACUACAGUUCGUAUGCGGCAAUGAUCGGCCAGGAGCAGAAUGUCGAUACCGGAGAAAUCUGGGACAAGCAGAAGGAGACGACAAGCUUUGAGCACGAACAGCCUCACUCCAGUUCCAUCAUGCCGAGAUAUGGGAUUUACGGAGGUGACGCUGGAAACGAACUGAUCUGCCCAUCGAUCCCCGACAUCGAGUGGAUCGAGACUCUUGUAAGUCUUGUUAGGCAAGACAACGGCUUCGGCUUUCGAAUAGUCGGUGGUACGGAGGAAGGAUCUCAGCAGGUGUCUGUAGGGCACAUAGUGCCAGGCGGUGCGGCGGAUGUGGACAACCGUCUGAAUACGGGUGAUCUUAUCAUGUCCGUGGACGGUGAGAGUGUGUUGAAUUCGUCGCACCAUCGUGUGGUUCAACUAAUGAUCGCUGCUGCUGAAAACGGCAGAGUUACCCUCGGCAUUCGCCGUCGUAUUAAUGCCCAUAAUCAUCAUCAUCAUCAAAAUCAUCAUCACAGCAUGCGUGAGAACUUGCAGUCGUCCUCUUCGUCGUCCUAUGGAUGCCGACCCAUUGGACACGUACAAUAUCCUUACGAGGUAACCGUUACGCGAAUGGAGAACGAAGGUUUCGGUUUCGUUAUUAUCUCGUCGGUGAACAAAGCUGGUUCCACAAUCGGCAGGAUAAUCGAAGGCUCGCCAGCCGAGAGAUGCGGUAGACUGAAUGUUGGCGACCACAUACAAGCAGUAAACCACGUGGACAUCACAAACGCUUGUCACAAGGACAUCGUCAAUCUCAUCAAGGACUCAGGCUACUCUGUCACACUCACCAUAGGCUACCCCUUGGAUGACUGCUACAGUAAUGCUUCGUUGUCUCAGAAGGAUGAGAUUAUGACGGGUGACGGAGAUGGCGAACAGUAUCACGCCGUUGAGCUGACCAGAGGCACGCGAGGUUUUGGAUUCAGUAUCCGUGGUGGUCGAGAAUUCCAGAAUAUGCCGCUCUUUGUACUACAGAUCGCGGAAAAUGGUCCGGCUUUCAUUGACAACAGACUAAGAGUGGGUGAUCAAAUCAUAGAAAUCAACGGUAAAAAUACCCAAAACAUGACUCAUACAGAAGCUAUCGAAAUCAUCCGAAAUGGGGGACCGACGGUUCGGCUGCUGGUGCAACGAGGCUGCCAGAUGCCGUCAGUGAAUUAUAUCAGGCUCGGCGAAACGAGCGAUCGUGUGGACGGCGCUAGUCGCACGCCCGGAAUACCGACGAACGAGAAGCGAUCGAAAAAAAGCAAUCGACUAUCCCUGUCGCUAGACUGCUGCUGCUCAUCGAGAAGUGGCCGGACGUGAGAGUCGCAACGGCAUCAAAUUUACAUGAGCUGCAUUUACGUAAUUUUUAAUAACUGAUCCAAGGGCUGUGAAAGUUUUGUGGCGAAGCGCGCUGAUAGAAACGAUUUUCCCGACUCUUCCAAGUCUUUUCAAGCUUUUUUUGUACUCGAAUUUGAUGUUUUAGUAUUAAUGUAAUUGUGUGUUGCUACGUAUAAUGAAUUUAAAUUUGGGAUUAACGAAUACUCUGUGUAGAUAAAAAAAUGAAAAUUCUGCCUUUGAAUAUGAAAAGACUGUCGGUACAAAUGGCGCUUUCACAUGUCCUUAUGCGAGUCACUGAUCUUUCCGUAAUGAUAUGUUCUAAAAAUAAAAAAUUAAAAUUAAGUUCAGUUAAAACUAGAAAUUUUAGUGACUCGAAGAAUAAAACUCGAAAAGACUUUUGCGAAUUUAUGUAAGCCGAAACUUAACGUAUAUGUAUACUUAUACAAAUGUAAGAAUAAUUUGUUGAUGCAUUUAAGAGAGGAGCUGCGCUUGAAUGAGUGAUAGAUUUAUUCGUAUGCAAAGUAAAAUUGAUUGAUAUCACCACAAAACAAACUUUUAGUGUUUACGGAAUCAGAAUUUCGCAGCUUCUCCAUCUUUUGUAAAUUAAGUUUAAGUGUGAGCAUUGGGAAUUGCAACAUUCAAGAUUAUUGAAGUUGAAACGCAGUAAAAAAUAAGAAUUUGUUCAGCUCUGACAUCGCCAAAGAACGCAUUCUAUACAUACUCUAGACCAGCGGAUAGCCCCGCGCGUUAAAAGAGCUUGCGAUAGUCAAUGAGAUUAGAAAAAAUGAAUGAUUAAAAUUAAGAUGCCAGGGAACAUUGUUGAUCUUUCUUAUACACAAGAUUUUCUAUUUUUAUACAAGUAGCUAAACGUCGACGAGCUUACAGCUGAAAGUUGCAGCUGCAAACAUAAUCACGAUUAACGCGAAGCGCGAAAUGUAUUUUUCGACUUUGAUAAUCGGAAGUAUCGUUUCUUUCUCCUUACGAGUAUGAGCGUCUAAAAAACAUAACGAUUCGACAAGUUUACACUGUACCGUUAUCUUUCUAUAAUUAACCUUGACGAUAUCCACUGAUGUACGCCGAAAUAUUUUUUAUAAAAAAAAUCCUUAUGUAACGAAUAAAUGUAAAUAAAUUACAUCAUUGUGUAACAAACUAUUGUAAAAUGCUUUGUGGUAUCAAUAAAAUGAAGCAUUUAAUUUAAUGAAAAUUACAAAUAUAUAUAAGUUGAAAUUUA